Megalops cyprinoides (Indo-Pacific tarpon) is the source of this 3726-nucleotide messenger RNA. RefSeq names its product DAZ interacting zinc finger protein 1 (gene dzip1). NCBI's taxonomy places the organism in Eukaryota, Metazoa, Chordata, Actinopteri, Elopiformes, Megalopidae. Gene Ontology annotation, cellular component: ciliary basal body; cytoplasm. The record is from RefSeq and is a predicted model, not a curated record. Bases 333 to 2822 code for a protein of 829 amino acids. The transcript has 18 exons. Gene Ontology annotation, biological process: cilium assembly.
GAAGGAGACGGUGAUGAGAAGGUUUUGGAAUGUGCAGCUACGUCACUGCCAACCGCAUCAAGAACACUUUGCCUGAAUUGGUGUGCAUUCAAAACCCAUCCUUGUGUUUUUAUAUGAAAAAUCGGCGCAUAUCCUUUGAUUGCAAAAUAGCGAACUAUCUGGGUUACAGAGUCUUCUGUCCGACAGUGGAGAUAUCAGAAGCGGGACGCGAAUUCGUUUCCAUGGAGAUUAGACGGACGCGUUGAUCGGUGUCGCCGCUUGCAGCUGAAGGGGGGGAGGCACCGGAGGACGAAUUCGCUCUCGUCUCCGUCAGAAGCGGUGAUGAUAGGGAGAUGCCUUUUCACAACAACGUUUAUUAUCCGUAUCCGUCAGACCCUACUGGGGCACGUUCAUCAGCAGGGAUCCCCUCCCUGCUGAACUCCCCUCAGAGCCAGCACUCGUCCAGCGGCCCGGCGGGACCCUCAGGGAUGUCGGGGGCCACCGCUGCCCUCCCUGCCUUCAAGUUCCGCCCACGGCGGGAGAGCGUGGACUGGCGGCGCAUCAGCGCCAUCGACGUGGACCGGGUGGCCAGCGAGCUGGACUUCCAGACGCUGCAGGAGCACAUCAUGGGUAUCACCUUUUGCAGUGUGGAGCACGAGCGCUGCCCGUACUGCCAGAACCCCGUGGACCCGGUGCUGCUCAAGCUCUUCCGCCUGGCACAGCUCACCGUGGAGUACCUGCUGCACUCCCAGGACUACCUGACCCAGAGCCUGCAGGGGGCCGAGGAGAAGCUCCAGGCCUCGGUGCUGGAGAGGGAGCAGCUCCAGGGCCAGCUGCAGAAGCAGGCCGAGGACCUGAAGGGACUCAAGGAGGAGCUGCGGCAGAGGAAGAAGAUCAUUAUGUCCCAGCAGUCUAUGAUCAACGCCGGCAUGGGCAGUUACCAUAAGUGCCAGCAUUGUGAUAAAGCCUUCAUGAAUUCUUCCUUUCUGCAAAGUCACAUGCAGCGCCGUCAUCCCGAAGAGUAUGACAUCAGGUUAAUGUCAGAGAAACAGAGGAAGGUGCAGGCAGUGAAGCUGCAGGAAGAGAUCAACAAACUGAAGGAGCAGUUAACUCUGACUAGGUCCCAACUGGAGACACAGCAAGCCCACAUGGUGAAAGCAUCUCAGGAACAAGAGCAGCGGGCCAAGGAAGAGGAGGUUCUGAAGCAGCUGGAGAGAUGGAAGCAGGAAGAGAGGGAACGACUCAGCCGGCAAAUGGAGGAAAUGAGAGAGAUGUUUCUGAAGGAAUCCAAGGACCUCAAGACUGAAUUACAGCAAUAUAAAUCACAAGUUAAUCAACUCUCUGAAAUGGAGGAGUCCAAUCGGAAGAUAAGGUCCGACAUAAUUGCACUGCAGGAUGAGAAGAUCCUGGCCAGCACCGAGGACAGGCACAGAGAGGAAGUCCGCAAGCUUCAGCACCUGCUUAAGAAACAGGAUGAGAAAUGGGUGUCACGAAUGCAGAAAGUGCAAGAGGAGCACGAGAGAGAAAAAAAUCAGCUCCACGGAGACCUGCGCCGGCUGCAGUCGGUGACGGAGGGCCAGGAGCUGAACAGGAGGCGCAUCGAGGAGAUGAGCUGGAAGCUGCAGGAGCAGAAGGAGCUCAUCGCCUCGCAGAGACAGCAGAUGAAACAGCUUGCCUCAAAUCCACCUCCUCCCAGAGUGAUAGAGCAGACAGUCAUUGCUGCAGCACCAGAGCCUAAACCAAAGCCACAGAUGAAUGAUUCCUCCAGCAUUUCUGAAAAGGAGCCUGAAGUGAAAAGACAGCUGCCCAUAAAUGCCUUGAGGAAGAACCCCGCUUUAAAGAGGGAACUGCGGCUGGCUUUAGAACAGACACUGUUAGAAAAGCUGGAGUCCCUUGGUGUCAAACCGGGCGCGAGUGGACUUUCAAAAGAUGAGCAUAGUGACAUUAUGGCCAAAGUGCGUUCUGAAAGAGAGAAGAGGGCGAAGAUGUUCCCGGACUAUCGCCGCCUUCGAGAAGACCUCUCCCACAGCUUGACUCUGAGGGCGAAGGAGCGGACGACAGAGAGCACUUCAGUGCCAGAACAAUACAGCAGACCCAAGCACUCACCAGAUGAAGUGACACAAACAAGGAGCAGGUCGAGCACCUUGUCCUCACGGGUCACCCAGGUGGUGUCCAGAUCGAACCCCAAGCCACAGCAGCCCCCCCAGCCAGCCCCGAGGAGCAAGACAGGCACCAUCCCCAAAACCUCCACCCCCAGAGCUGCUGAGCUCAGCUCAGAUGAGGAGUCUGAGGAGGGGUCUCCCCUGAACGCCCCGCCGUCGGGCGGCGCCGUGAUCAGCGUGGGCCGGACCGCCGUCACGGCUGUGGACAGCGACAGCGAGUGGACGGAAGGCAGCGACAUGGAGGAGAUCGACCCGCGGCAGCUGCAGCGCUGUGGCCAGGAGAACGGCGGCGUAGAGAAGAACCCUCGCGGUAACCUAAUCAAAGACCUGACCAAGAAUCUGGAGAAGCAGCUUGCAGAACGAGGGCAGAAGAAGCCAGUCGGAGGCGUUUCAGUUUUACCAGUGAAGAAGGAGGUGGUACAGGAAUUAAAGUACACAGAAAUAGAUGAGGAUGAUGACGAUGACUGGGACAUCUCCUCAUUAGAGGACAAACCUUCGAUACCCAAGCCUGACAGUGGCACAGCUGCUGUAAAAAAGAGCCUUGACUCGUCCAAUACCAGUGUCUGGGGCACUUCAACAGGGAAGGGCCAGGAAGGAGGCCCUCAGAAAGGAGACACAGGCAGCACUCUGAAAAGCAGCUUGGUGACGGUCAGUGACUGGAGCGACUCUGACGAUAUUUAAGACGUAUGGAAAAAUUACAUCCAUAGAUUUUGCAAUAUCUCGGUACCAAUGACAAAAAAUACCCACAAAAUGGAGCACUUCAAAGAAGUGUCGAUGCUAAUGUAGUAAACCUUUUCUGUAAUCAGCCUUUGUGCCUGUCUAGUUACAUCUGAGGUUGGGGCGGAGGUUAUGUGAUCACUGCUGUCUCUGUCUGUCUGACUAUGAAGAGGUAAGAGGCUGAGACAAAAAAUGAUUGGUUGUGCACAUUGAGGAAAUGAGUGGAUGUUAGUGCUGAUAGGACAUCUGGUAAAGGUGGCAGAGAAAUAAUGGAAGGUUCUGGAUGGAAAGCGUAAUUUUUUCUGUAUAUCGGCUCCUUAAGCUCUCAGGAACGGCCACAUUCAUUCAUGUCUUCGUUUAGCUUUUGAUUAGACCAUUUACUUUUGCCUUACACACAUGAAAGUCAAAUCUCAUCAAAUAGACAAGGUCACAUAUGACAGAGAAUUGGAACAGAAAUCAGAAUAUAUGUUUGUAAAUUAAUUAAUAUGUAGUAAGUAUUUUACUAUGUAAAGCAGCUUCUAGUGGAAUUUUGCUUGUAAUUCAGAACUGAGGAAAAAGUAGAUGGAAAAAGGGGUGUGCCUCAGGUGUUUAUCAAGGCAGUGAAGGAACCGUGUCCAGGCCAAGCCUGAUGUUUAACAGCUGAGCAGCUACCUACAGUAAGUUGUCUUGCCACAUGAUACAGUGUGCAUUUACCUGCACAAAUGGAUUUUCUUGCUUCUCAUAUUUUUUCCGCUAUUUAAUGAACAAUCAAGGGUUUGUUGUUUGAAUGGCUCCAGCACUUUGUGUGAGUUUUUUUUUUUUAAAAUGCUUUAAUAUCACAUAUAAUUCAAUUGCCAUAACACAUAGAACAUUAGCAUUUAAUUUUUUU